AUGAUCAAAUUACAAGCAGCAUCUGGCGCACAGCGAGACCGCCUAUUGUAUCCUCAACACUUCAAAAUCAACUCCAAGCCCCAUCGAAAGACAAUGGUACCACACUUAGCCACGAGAAUCUCCCUGCACUCUCUGUCCCUCAUCCUCCUCCUCUCACCAACCUCCAUCGCCGCCACAAACCUCAUCCCACAUAAACCUCCCGCCCGCCUCCUCGCCCGAGCACCCCCGACAUCUUCCUUCCAAGACUUUUCCGCCAUCGUCGUCGCCGCCCAAUGCCGCCCCGGAGAGUUCACCUGCAACGCCGGCUGCAUGCCCCAGCGCGCCGAGUGCUGCCCCGACGGCCUCGGAUACUGCAAGCAGGGCUAUGCCUGCGUCGUCGACGGCUGCUGCCCCAUCGGACACACCUGCGGCGACGAAAUCACCUGCGACUUGGGCGAGGUGCCCUGCGGCGAGAAGUUGUGCAUGCCUGAGGGGGCAGUGUGUUGUCCAGAUGGGGGCUAUUGUCAUGCUGGGGAGGAGUGUUUUCAGAACGGGUUCAAGCAGUAUUGUCAAAAGGCCGAUGGGAAUGGAAGCACGACGACUGGAAGAACCAGUACUAGUAACAUUGCUGAGACGACGACGACGACGACGACGACGGUGCGAGGCCAGAGCACGGCUUCGUCUCUGGCCCUGAGCACCAAUACGAAUGCUGAGGAAACUUUUGCUUCAACGACUGCAGAGACACAGACAGUGGCGCCGACCUCAUCUUCCACGUUACCGCAGGAUACCUCUUCCGAGUCUGUCACCAGCACAACUUCGACGCCAGCAGUGAUUUCAUCGCCCCCCUUUCGCCCAGAAGAGUCAUCAAGUUCGUCACCUGCAACGACGACCACUUCAUUUACUUCGCUCUCUUCUUCUUCUUCUUCAGCAGCCGGAUCAGCAACGACGACUUCAACUAGCGAAGGCAACGCCAUAGCCGAGAAUGGGGUGUUGGGGGCAGCAUUGGCAUUAGUUGCUGUAUAUAUGAUGGCACUCCUUUGA
Messenger RNA from Trichoderma reesei QM6a, 1020 nucleotides. RefSeq lists its product as uncharacterized. The transcript has 3 exons. The coding region runs from base 1 to 1020 and encodes 339 amino acids. The record is from RefSeq and is a predicted model, not a curated record. Lineage: Eukaryota; Fungi; Ascomycota; Sordariomycetes; Hypocreales; Hypocreaceae.